This is a messenger RNA of Polychytrium aggregatum, 876 nucleotides long. Its product is annotated as organic solute transporter subunit alpha/Transmembrane protein. NCBI's taxonomy places the organism in Eukaryota, Fungi, Chytridiomycota, Chytridiomycetes, Polychytriales. The annotation marks the transcript as partial. Gene Ontology annotation, molecular function: transporter activity. The record is from RefSeq and is a predicted model, not a curated record. Gene Ontology annotation, biological process: transport. The transcript is spliced from 2 exons.
CUCGAGCUGCAUUCGUACAUGUGGGCAGCAUGCGGCGCCCUUGCCUUUUUCGCCACCGUCAUCUCCGGAUACCUGAUCUCCACUCAUCUCCGAAACUUCAGCAACCCCAGCCAGCAGCGCCACAUUGUCCGCAUCCUGCUCUUCAUUCCGAUCUACUCGAUCCUCUCGUGGUGUGCCUUCCGCUACUACACCUAUGCGGUCUACUACUUCAUGAUCCGCGACUGCUAUGAGGCCUUUGUCGUCUACAGCUUCUACGCUCUGAUCAUGAGCUACGCCGGCGACGUCGAGGAGCAUCUCAAAACCAAGGGCAUGAUGAAAUACCCUUUCAUUGGCUUCCUUCUGCCCCGAUACAACCCGGCUUCCCGCUGGUUCUUGCCUGGAAACCGAGUCGCUGUCCUUCAGUACGUCGUCGUUCGACCUGUGAUGACGCUUGUCGCCGUUGUCCUUCAAGCUCUCCAGCGCUACUGCCCCGAGUCCUUCUCGCCGGUCUAUGGUCACUUUUGGUAUAUGGUUCUGAACGUCACCAGCGUCAGCAUCUGCAUGUAUGCGCUCAUCACCAUGUACUACACCAUCCACGAUGAAAUCGAGAGCUACAACCCCUUCUCGAAGUUCCUCUCCAUCAAGCUGGUCAUCCUGCUCACCAUGUGGCAGAACUUGCUCAUCGGCAUGCUUGUUCACUACGGUGUCAUCCAGGCCACCCAGUACUGGUCCCGCACCAACGUCGGAAACGGUGUCCAAUCCAUGCUGGUCUGCUUCGAGAUGUUUGUUGUCUCGAUCGUGCAUCUCUACGCAUUCAGCGCCAAGGGCUAUUCCAACACUGGCUCAAAGUCGCUGUCGUUUGGAAAGGCACUCUCGCUUUGCCUCAAUCCCGUCGAU